Messenger RNA from Drosophila suzukii, 2041 nucleotides. The record is from RefSeq and is a predicted model, not a curated record. NCBI's taxonomy places the organism in Eukaryota, Metazoa, Arthropoda, Insecta, Diptera, Drosophilidae.
AUGUUACUUACGAGUAAUAUCUUAUUGGUCUUCUUCGGCAUCUCCUUUGUGCUGGUGGUGAUCCUUUCCGGGUUUUUCAUCUCCAACGUUUACGUGAAGUGGAGUGCUUCGCCCAUAAUAAUUUCGACCAGUGCCAAACAGAAGUUGACCAGCAACAUGCCCUUUCCGGCGAUUACCAUCUGUAAUCUCAACCAGGCGCUGCUCAGUCAGGUGGAUCGCAUUGCCCGGACCAGCACCAAUUUCUCCCUGCUGAUGGGUCUGUGCGAUCAGGGCGGGGAUACGACCAUCUCCUACAUCGGCACCUGGAAGUACUUCAAGGCGAUCCUGGUGGAGGUGGCCCAGCCGUGCGAGAAGAUGCUGCUGUACUGCAGCUUUGGUUCGCGGGCGGAGGAGUGUUCCCUGCUCUUCACCUCAAUCCUGACGGACGAUGGGUUGUGCUGCAACUUCAAUGCCCUCGAUCCAUCGUAUCUCAUUCGGAAUUACAGUGACGACGUGAGGUGGGAGCCGGCUCAGCCGAAUUCGCGCUACGAGCCCAUCGACUGGACCCCGGAGAAGGGCUAUGCCCGCAAGUUGCCCGAGUUCUACUAUCCGCGCACCUCGGGGGGCACUGGGAUCCGGAUGGGUCUGACCGUAGUGCUAAACGCCUCCAUAGCGGAGUACUACUGCACCAAGUCCAUGAGUGUGGGCUUCAAGGUCCUUGUCCACAAUCCUGCCGAACUGCCGAAGGUGAGCAAUUAUGGCUUUGUGGUUACCGCCGGACGAGAGGCCCGGAUCCCCAUCGAACCGGUCUACGAAGAUGCCCUGCCCACGAUACGAUCCAUCAAGAAAUCGGUGCGUCGCUGCCUCUUCUCCGAUGAGAAUGAUUUGGCCUACUACCGGACAUAUUCGCGCAAGAACUGCGAGUUGGAGUGCGAGGCCAAGUUGCUGCUCCGCGAAUGCAGCUGCGUCCUUUACUAUCUGCCCCGGAUCGAUCCCUUGGCCAGGGUCUGUGGACCCAACGAUAAUCAAUGCACGGAUCGGGUGCAAACGGAGAUCGAGUCCUCGUUGACGAACCUAUCCUGCGAAAGUUGCUGGCCGGGCUGCUUUGAACUCACCUACAAGGCAACCCUUUCGACGGCCUCCAUCGUCUCGGAUCCCCGAUUUCAGGCCGGCGAGAAUCUACCCGAUUAUAUAUUCCACGGACCCUAUAGCAACGCCAGCGAGAUUUCUAUCCUACACUUCUACUACAUGAGCAAUAUAUUCCGCAGCACCACCAAGUCGGAAAUGUUUGGCUUUACCGAGUUUCUGUUAAUAUAUAUAAACAGAGUAAAUUCUAAUCAUGUGCGGAGACACGAAGGGAUAUUGGGGAUAGAUCAACCCCAACGUUUUAAAGCUAAUACUGGCGGUCUUCUGGGUCUCUUCAUGGGCUUCAGCAUUUUCUCGGUGAUCGAGAUAUUCUUUUAUAUCACUGUCCGUCCGUACUGUGCCUCCCGGACUCUCCGGCAGCGCCACAAGCGUCGUCUGGAGCAGCUGCGCUGGCUGACUCCGGUCCGGAUGCCUGGCCGCAGAAUUCUACGCCGGAAUCGAGGCCUUCUCAGCCGGAAUUCCAAUCCACCACCGCCCGCCUACAGUGAUCUGCAAAAGAACCGCGGGAAACUGGGAAAACCGGUGCCGAACAAGAGGAGUCUCUGGCAGACGUUGCAAGUUCGCCCAGUGGAGCGGGUGGAUGAGGAACCACCCAUCUAUCCGUACCUGAAUUGAGUAUACACAGAAAGUAUCACCUGUCCAGAAAAAAUAUUACCUGUUUUAGAUUAUUUGAAAUAAGCUGUGCUUUAUAACUUUGCGUAACUAAAAAUACUUAAUCUUGUUGAAAGUUUUAGAAAGAAGGUAUACUUCAUAAUAUAAUAAUAAAUCUAAGUAGUAGAAAAAAGCUCGUACUAAAUAGAUUUUGUGUUAGUAAACAAAAUUCCCCAAUUGAUAGUGCGGUUUCUCUCUCUGUAGCCACGUUUCCUUUCAGGAACAUAUAUGCUCUUGUUUAUUGUUCUUGUAGAGUCCAAUGUUU